AAAAUGCCAGUCAGGAAAAUUCCCUGCAAAGCCAAUGCCCCAUCUGGAUCUUUUUUUGCACGAGACAAUACAGCAAAUUUCUUAUCCUGGUGCAGAGAUGUGGGAGUGGAUGAUACUUGUCUGUUUGAAUCUGAAGGUUUGGUCCUCCACAAGCAGCCCAGAGAAGUGUGCCUUUGUUUGCUUGAGCUUGGAAGGAUUGCAGCCAGGUUUGGUGUGGAGCCUCCUGGAUUAAUAAAGCUGGAGAAAGAGAUUGAACAAGAAGAGACACUUUCAACUCCUCUUCCUUCUCCUUCACCUUCCCCAUCAAAGUCGCCUGGCAAAAAGAGUACAGGAAAACUCCUGGAUGAUGCAGUCAAGCAUAUUUCUGAAGACCCUCCUUGUAAAUGCCCUAGUAAAUUUUGUGUGGAGCGCCUUUCACAGGGAAGGUACAGAGUUGGAGAGAAGAUCCUUUUCAUCAGGAUGCUCCACAACAAACACGUAAUGGUUCGUGUAGGAGGAGGAUGGGAGACAUUUGCAGGAUACUUGCUGAAGCAUGACCCCUGCCGAAUGCUGCAGAUAUCUCGGGUGGAUGGGAAAACAUCCCCCAUCCAGAACAAGUCUCCAACCAUCAAGGACAUGAAUCCAGACAGCUACCUGGUUGUUUCUGCUCAUUACAAAACCAAAAAAGAGAUUAAGUGAACUUGUCUUCUCAUUUCACUGGGGACUUGGUAUAUGUAGACCCACGCUAUUCUUCAUGUGUAGUCAAAUUAGUUGAUGCUUUGAAAGGACUUCUGGAUUUACAUGCAGACUGGAAAUGGCAACCCAUUUCAUGGAUUGUUGAACUGUAGAACUAUUUAUUUCUAGUACUGUACCUUUUCAUAGCAAGUUACUCUUGGUAGGUUAAUUACUAAAACCAGAUUUUUAAAACAGACAUAUUUUUAGCCUAAUCAUUACUCUAUGAAUGUACUCUUAGGAUGACUAAAACAAUAUGGCUCAUGUUAAAGUAAUAAAAUGGGACAAAUUUGUAUGAAAAAGCAGUAGGUAUAAUUUCAUUCAUUUCCCACAGCAAAGAGUUAUAUGCAGCUCAGUAGGAGAAAAAAAAAAAAGG
Messenger RNA from Python bivittatus (Burmese python), 1087 nucleotides. The record is from RefSeq and is a predicted model, not a curated record. Lineage: Eukaryota; Metazoa; Chordata; Lepidosauria; Squamata; Pythonidae.